Molecule: messenger RNA, 3368 nt
Organism: Gambusia affinis (western mosquitofish)
Lineage: Eukaryota; Metazoa; Chordata; Actinopteri; Cyprinodontiformes; Poeciliidae
Exons: 6
Coding region: 2403-3224 (273 amino acids)
Molecular function (GO): protein binding
Source: RefSeq, a predicted model, not a curated record
GUGGCAGUUUUAAAUGUAGUUAUUUACAUAUAUGUGCCGCUUACCCUGAACACGAAGUAGUCCUUGACUUUCGCUUGCAUCGUGGGGUUGUGCACAUGAAAAGGCGUGAGCGUUUGUAACGGGGGGCAGCAGGCCACGGAAGCUGCGUGUCCGAAGCCCCGUCCGGCGGCCUCCGGAGGCGUGAAGGCGACCUCGACCCCCUCCUCGGUCUCUGCGGGGAGGAGAACCGCAGCACCCGGGCUCUCCGGAUCCAUCGUGUCGUUCAGCUGGAGCAUGGCGGAGGAGACAAUUUUGGCGGAAUUUUCCUGACGACUAACAACGAAUUUCACAUUAGAAAAUGGAUUUCAGAGGACGCGGACUCUCCCAUAGCGCACGAAUGUUUUGAUAGUCGGGGGUGAGAAGGAAGCAGUUCCGGCUGGCUUCCCGUUUCAUUUCCUUCCUCUUAAAGGGACAUUCAUCCAGCUCACUGUGGAUAAACGACUUAUUUAAAGUUUUUCAUAAUGUUUUUCACGAACAUUAUGUGCAUUCCAUGUAUAUCAUUAUCAUCAUCCACGUUCAAUAAGUUCAGUGGUAAAAAUAUAUAUAUAUUCACCAUUAUUUCAGAUAAAAUUCUAGGUCCAUUCUAAAGAUAACACGUAAACAUCACUGUCCCAGCAAAAGAAACUGUCACAAAGUACAUAUAUGGCUAAUGAUGUACAUGUUUCCUUGUAUAAUACCGAUUCGUUUUAUAAUUAUGAAUUAGUGUCUUAAAAACGUGUUCUUAUUGAUGAAAAGAAAUUUGAAUUAUAUCGCAAAUUAUCAGUACAGCUGAAACAAAUGUUACGUAAAAAAGGGGAAAAAAAUACUUUUUUCAUCAGUUUGUAUUAGAGUAAAUGCGAUGAAAAAAAUAGUUGUUGUUCUUAGCAAACAAAAACAACCUUAACAUUAUUAACGUGCAAUAAUUAAAAGAAGCCACCUUUUAAAUGAGCUAAUGCAGGCGAAAAAAUAAAAUAAAAAUCACAUCAGCUGGACAAAAGGCCAUGACAAACAGCUCCCUCUAGUGGAGGGUUUUGAUAACUGAUACUGCUUUUUUUCUUCACGUGUUGUUUUUUGAGGAAGCACAUAAGAAAAAUACUUUGUUAUCAGCAGUUUAUCACAUGUCUGAUGCUGCUAUCUGGUAAGUGUUGGUUGAUCAGUCUGAGACCAAAUAAGAGCUUAUCAUUUAUACUACUGUUAUUGAGGAAGCACAGAGAGAAAAUAGUCCUUAUCACUCAUCUAUCCACUCAUGGCACGAUACUGGAUUAUAACAUGAUAAAAUCACAAUGUUUGGGGUGGAUUUUUGUUGUUGUUAUUAAUCACACAUUAAAACAUAAACCUAAUUAUUUAUCUGGAACUAUUCCAAAGAACUUGUUCUGAUGUCAGCACUGGUCGACUAUUUCCUGCAUGAGAGUUUAAUAUAAACUUGUGCAGAUAACUGUAUAACAAAGUCCAUCUUGGUCAGCACGUGUGGCAUUGUAUAUAUUUUUUUAAUCGUUAAUACCUAAACUGUUCAUGAGUUGAGGAAUCUAGAUGCUUUAUACCAGUUUAUACCACUGAAGUUUAUAGAUGUUCAAAUCCAGUGUCUUGAAAACUUAUUAAAACAAUAUUUAAAAAUUGAUUUAUCCAGGAAGCCAUUGCAGUAACAAAAGGAGUUAUAAGAUUUGAUAAAUUUCUAGUUAGUGUUGGUCAGGACUCUUGGAACAGCAAUACAGAGGAGUUGAGCUCCCUGCUAGAUUUUUCUACACACAGCUGUAAAAACACAUUCCCUGUGAUCAAUUAUUUCUAUUGACAUAUCUCGUUUUAACAUUUAACAAAAAUCAGGAAGAUCACCUUUGUUGAACUGUACAGUGGAAAGAAAUACACAUUAAUGUUGGCAUAACAGAGAAUUGAAGCAAUGAAAAUAUUUUGAUGUCAAUGUUUCUUUGCAGAUAAAAAAUAUAGUUAUAUUUUUUUCUUCGAUUGAUAGAACAGGAAUUCUCCCAGGUGUGAAUGUGUGUGUGGAUGGUUGUUCGUCCUGUCUGUCUCUGUGUAGCCUUGUGACAGACUGGUGACCUGUCCAGGGUGAACCCGACUCUCGUCUCACUGGAGAUAGGCACCAUGCAGCACCCCUCCUGACCCCACUAGGGACAAGGAAUAGAUGGAUAAAUUUCAGAUAAAAGUGUAACCGGUAUAAAAUAUAUAAGGAACAUGAUUAUUAUAACAAAGUAUUUUGAGUAUUGUUUUUAACUUUACAUGGCAAAUUUUCAAGUCUUAUCACCUGCACGUUUUUCUAAAUAAAUAAAAAAAAAAAAUGUUAAUCAUUACCCACUGAUAAUAAAUGGGAUAUUUAAGGUUUUGGUUGCCACACAACCCACAGACCUGACCCAAGGAGACUGAAACUAAAAAUGGAGAGGACAACAUUUUUUCAUGCAUUGCUUCUAAUCUGCUGUCUCUCCACAGCUCAGCUCCAAGCUGUGGCCGACAAUGAAAUUAUUUCACAUUUAAGGCAAACUGAAGAUGCAGUGAAUCUCUCAGACAAUCAACAAACUUGUACACAGGACAUCCAUGCAGUGCUGAGAGAGAUGAGCGCCUCAUUGGCAGGACUGAAGGUUGGUAUGGAGUAUCUACAGAAAGAUAAUGAAGCCAAGACAGAAGAACUGCACUUGUUAAAACAACAAUACCAAGAGCAAGUGACAAAAGUAAGAGAUCUUGAGCAGCAGUACCAAGCUCAGCUAGGAGAACUGAACAGCGUUAAAGCCAGGACAAACAACACUGAAAACCAAGUGGAGGUUCUGAAGAGAGAAAGAAAAGUGAAACAAGUGGCUUUCUCAGCUUCCUUGCUGGCAUCAGGUGGUGGACAUAUUGGACCAUUUAACACACAGACACCUCUAGUCUUCAGACAUGUUGUUGCAAAUAUUGGAAAUGCCUACAACCCAAACACAGGUUUUUUCAUUGCCCCCGUGAGAGGAGCCUAUCACUUUGAGUUCCACUUACAUGGAGGUGGACAUGCAUCAUAUGGGACAGGUGCCGUGCUGGUCAAGAAUGGGAAUCCUAUUUUCAUUGCAUAUGAACAUCAGCCUUCCUACUCUGUUGACCCAUCUAAUGGUGCCACAUUGCUGUUAGAAACUGGAGAUGUUGUGUUUUUGCGUCAGUGGCAAAACACAAGGAUUUAUGAUGACCAAAAUCAUCAUACCACCUUCAGUGGUCACUUGCUUUUCACUGUGUGAGCAGAAAGCAGUCCUAAUUUUAUUUCUGCCUCAGAAGUGCAUCAUAAUAUAUAUAUGAUUUUUUAUAACUGCAUUGAAUAAUUUUUAUUGUGUUUCAUUUUGCCAUAAAUUUCCACAAUAAUUUACCAGCCACAAUGGUUCUAA